Messenger RNA from Capronia epimyces CBS 606.96, 648 nucleotides. RefSeq lists its product as uncharacterized. The transcript is spliced from 3 exons. NCBI's taxonomy places the organism in Eukaryota, Fungi, Ascomycota, Eurotiomycetes, Chaetothyriales, Herpotrichiellaceae. Bases 1 to 648 code for a protein of 215 amino acids. The record is from RefSeq and is a predicted model, not a curated record.
AUGGCGACUGAGUAUCAUCCUGAUGCGGUGGCCGUCAAGGAGGAGGGAGACGUGGUCAAAUUCGCUGAGGUGAUUGCAGCGGCCUUCUCCAACGACGCGAUCAACCGAUUCAUCUUCCUGGGCCGCGAGUCAAGGCCGGAUCACCCGAAGUUGAGGGAUCCGGGGCUUCGCGUGCAGUAUUGGCUGCCGCUCAUUAGAAGUCGGCUGGAGGGAGGAGGGAUUCUGCUUCACACGUAUGACUGGGCAGGGGUGGCAUUGUGGCUUCCCCCAGGCGUGAAGAAGCCCCGGCUGAGUAUCGACCCCCUGCCGGAGGGCGCAGUUGAGUACCAGGCGAAGUUUGAUCAAGUCAAGAAGAAGUAUCUCGGCGACCGGCACUAUUGGUAUCUCAAUCUCAUCGGCCGGGCCCCGGGCAGGUCAGACAAAGGCGCCAUCAGGCAUCUCAUUGAGCCGUUCCUCAAAAAAGCUCAGGAGCAAGGCAUUCCUGCCUUCUUAGAGGCGACAAACGCUCGCGCGAGAGACGUCUACGCCCACUUGGGCUUUAAGGUACUGGAGGAAGUCCGCAUCGGAGAGGGCAUCGUCAAUGCUGAAGGUUGGGUACAGCCUGGUGGAGAGGGAGUGGCCCUUUGGGCCAUGGCUGCUGGUCUCUAG